GGAUUCAGAUUUGUUCCUGCUCGACUCUCGAACAAUCUGGGCCGCAGAAGAAGGGUGGCUGGUGUUUGACAUUACUGCAACCAGUAAUCACUGGGUGGUGAAUCCCCAACACAACCUUGGCCUCCAGCUGUCCGUGGAAGGUGUCGAUGGGCAAAGCAUCAAUCCCAAACUGGCGGGUCUUAUUGGAAGGCACGGCCCGCAGAACAAGCAGCCGUUCACGGUAGCCUUCUUCAAAGCCACUGAGGUCCAUCUCCGCAGCAUUCGCUCCACAGGAGGGAAGCAAAGGAGCCAGAAUCGAUCGAAAACACCAAAGAACCAGGAAGCUUUCCGUGUGUCGAACAUCGCAGAGAACAGCAGCAGCGACCAGCGACAAGCCUGCAAGAAGCACGAGCUCUACGUCAGCUUCAGGGACCUGGGGUGGCAGGACUGGAUCAUCGCUCCCGAGGGCUACGCUGCGUAUUACUGUGAAGGAGAAUGUGCUUUCCCAUUGAAUUCAUACAUGAAUGCUACAAAUCAUGCCAUUGUACAGACACUGGUUCACUUUAUAAACCCAGAGACUGUGCCGAAACCCUGCUGUGCUCCUACACAACUCAAUGCCAUCUCCGUGCUCUAUUUUGAUGACAGUUCUAAUGUUAUCUUAAAAAAAUACAGGAACAUGGUGGUACGAGCAUGUGGCUGUCAUUAGAUUUGUAGGAAAGAAAAAAAAAGUUAUUUGUAAAGAGUGGGUUUGUAUGGCUAUGUGGGGGAAGGGAAAAGGUUAGCACUCCAGCAAUGGCUUUUAAAAAAAAAAAUCCCAAACAGUUUUUAGGACUGGGCUUCUGAAAGUUCAGACAAUGGAACAGUUUCUGGAUCUAAGUGGCAUUUGAACACAUUUUGUUUUAGUUUGUUGUAGACAAUGAGCUUGUAAACUGAAACAAGCCAGAGAAACCAUUUAAAACCAAAUCUGCCUACAAAAUUGGCUCCUACAAUACAUACUUUUACAAAUGAGUCUUUCUGAAGAUUGCAAACUCACCAGUGUUGAUUGCGAGUUAAGAAGUAAUAAUCUAUCCAAGGUGAGAAUGUGCUGUGACUAAUAAGCAUGUGUAGUUCCUGUAACACAGUUUGCAAUAAAAUAAGUGAA
Balearica regulorum gibbericeps (East African grey crowned-crane) is the source of this 1120-nucleotide messenger RNA. The record is from RefSeq and is a predicted model, not a curated record. Lineage: Eukaryota; Metazoa; Chordata; Aves; Gruiformes; Gruidae.